This is a messenger RNA of Owenia fusiformis, 673 nucleotides long. The record is from the annotation of a GenBank genome assembly. Lineage: Eukaryota; Metazoa; Annelida; Polychaeta; Sabellida; Oweniidae.
GUCAGUGCGAGUGGAUCAACAUCCGUGGUAACAGCGGGGCUUACCAUCAUGUUUUCCGUGAGAUUAACAGAGCAGGGGAAGUAUGGCUUCACUUUGGCAGACUGGGACAAAACUGGAACUAUAGAGAAUCAAUUGCAAACUUGGAUCCUAUUGUAUUGCUCCAACAGAGACAUAUCGACGCAAUCUCGGACUUUCAUAUUCUCGAUUACGUCAUAGACUCUGAUGUUAAUUUCCACGUUAGGGCAGAUGAUAGUUUUAACCCAAGCCUCUUAAAAGUUUCCAAAGUUUCAGACCCAUCUCGCCCUUUUGAUAUAAAAGUGGGAGCAGGGAGAGAUAAUACGAAUUUGAAAUUUUCAACGUUCGAUAGGAUCAAUUGUUGGACACAUUCAUCCCAUCCACUCACUGGCCAAUCAUGUGGGCUUUUAAACAAACCCCCAUUGAAUCAAAACACUAAACCCAUUUUUAUUUGGCAAGCUCUUUUCAGACCUACAGAUUCAUUGCUCGGGGCACAGGCGCCCAAUAAGAACGGUGUACAUUGGAAGCGUAAUAUGUUUACUUGGGCUGGUACAAAAUAUGUUGUUAAAAUCAAAAUAGAAGAUGGACUUGUCGAUAAUAUGAAGAUUUGUCGAUAAUAUGAGCGUCAAUAAAAUAUCGGGAGAUAAAAAGUAAGCAA